This is a messenger RNA of Echinops telfairi (small Madagascar hedgehog), 1255 nucleotides long. It is a transcript of the gene CHST7, whose product is annotated as carbohydrate sulfotransferase 7. Gene Ontology annotation, molecular function: chondroitin 6-sulfotransferase activity; N-acetylglucosamine 6-O-sulfotransferase activity. Bases 1 to 564 code for a protein of 187 amino acids. The transcript has 4 exons. NCBI's taxonomy places the organism in Eukaryota, Metazoa, Chordata, Mammalia, Afrosoricida, Tenrecidae. Gene Ontology annotation, biological process: N-acetylglucosamine metabolic process. The record is from RefSeq and is a predicted model, not a curated record.
AUGCCAGCGGGGCGGCGAACCCGGGCGGAUAGAGGCGGGGAGAAGUUGCCGCACGGAGGGCGGGGCGGCUGCCGAGCCGGCCAAUCGGCAGCUCUCCCGGCCGCGCCCCGCGCCGACUUCUUCCUGACGGGCGCUCUCGAGGUGAUCUGUGAAGCCUGGCUGCGCGACCUGCUUUUUGCGCGCGGGGCGCCCUCGUGGCUGCGGCGCCGCUACCUGCGACUGCGCUACGAGGACCUGGUGCGGCAGCCGCGCGCCCAGCUGCGCCGCCUGCUGCGCUUCGCCGGGCUGCGCGCGCUCUCCGCGCUGGACUCCUUCGCGCUCAACAUGACGCGCGGCGCGGCCUACGGUGCCGACCGGCCCUUUCACCUGUCGGCACGUGACGCCCGAGAAGCAGUGCACGCCUGGAGGGAGCGCCUGAGCCGAGAGCAGGUGCGCCAGGUGGAGGCCGCCUGCGCCCCAGCCAUGCGUCUGCUGGCCUACCCUCGCAGCGGAGAAGAGGGAGAUGAGGAUUCGCCCAAGGACUUGGAGAUAUCGCUGGGGAUGGAGACCGAGGGUGACACGUAGUCCCUAACAUUAACCCCGGGGGAGAAUCCGGGUCAGUCACCACGAACGGAGGUGUUCAGCAUGUUGCUCCAGCAUUGAUGAAGCCCUGAUGAAGAGGCAACCUACCCUGUCGAAAUAGGAGACUUGACUUGGUACCAACUACUGUGCAAUACUGCUGAGCAAGAAUCUUUGUGAGCUGUUCACCUCUGAUGGAUAGGCACAAUGAUUGCGCUGAAAGUUCCAGUGAAGAAGUGGCAAUGCAGUGUAGCUAAUUGUUGCCAUAAAAUAGGAAGACCUUUAGUUCCCAGCUUGAACCUACCCUGGCUGGAGCCAUUUGAGCAAGAUGUUUGCACAACAAAGAGGAAAUGUGAUUUGGUGCCAUUUCCUAUCACCAAGUGUCUGGACAAAAGCAUCGAUGUGAAUAAGGGCUAAGUGCAGUCCCCUCUCUCGCAAUUAAAUCACUGAAUAUGAAAGUUCUAGGUGGUACUGUUUUAAGCCUGACUCAUUCCGUUCUCCUUCCAAUAGCUCUCCUGAUUAGAACCUAUAUUAAAAGAGUUUUAAAAAUGUUUAUCCUUGUGUAGUGAACCCUAAACAAAUGAGCUGAAACAAAUUCACAUGGCUUUUAAAUUGUUCUAGCUGGUGUUUUUUAUGACUCUGGAAUCAUGUUAAUAACAGUCUUGUUUUAUAUGAUUACAGUUAUGUGUCAACUUGA